AUGCCGAAUGUCCAGUAUGAAGAUAACAUUUUCAUGGACGGGGCUUGGAGGGACAAGGGUGUCCACAUUUCCGACUUAUUUCACGCCAAAUUUUCUCUUAUGAUCAUUCAGUGCCUUGUAAUUCUGAUGGUCACCCGCUCCGUCGGCUACAUCCUCAAGCCCUUCAACCAGCCCCGCAUUGUGGCCGACUUAAUUGUUGCUCUACUAUUGAGUCCGACGAUCAUCAAUAAGAUCUCUUUCCAGAAUGGGUCGGAGAUGAGCUCGAUGACUCUAUACGAGAUAAUCUUCCCGCCGAUGAGCUUUGCUCUGGUGGAAAUUUUCGGCUUCUUGGGGCUCAUCUACUACGUCUUCCUCGUCGCCAUCCGACUCGAUGCCAAAGUAAUCAGGGAGAAGAGCGUGAUGGUGUUGCCCGUGGCCGCCGCCACCGUCGCCCUCCCAUUCCUCGCCGUCGUCAUUGCCAUCGUUAUCUUUGGCCUGGCCGCCCCGAUGGAAGAUGACAGCUUCAGACCCUCCCGAAGGCAACAGGCCACGUUCACCUUCGUCCUCGGCUUCGCCCUCUCUGUUCCUGCCUUCCCAAUCAUGGCGCGCCUCCUAGCCGAGGUCAAGCUCCCCAACGGGGAGAUCGGCCAGAUCGUGCUCCCGGCGGCCAUGGUGGCUGACGUGACCUCGUGGAUCGUCCUCGCAGUGUGCUUCGCCUUCGUCGGGCCUGCCUCUGAGGCCCUGGCGCCGCUAUGGGUGGUUCUCGCCGGCGCAUGCCACGUGGUGGUAUGCGCGUUUAUGAUCAGGCCGCUGCUGGUGUGGCUGGGGAGGAGGACGUCCUCGUCCCAGUCCGUGAAAAUCGAGGUCAUGGGAUUGGUGAUCGGCUUAGUGCCAGCGGCGGGGCUGUCGGCUGCGGUCAUCGGCUUGCACCCUGCCUUGGGUGUACUUGUGCUGGGGCUGGUGGUGCCCAGGGGGCCGCUCACGGCGGCGCUCACGCAGAGACUCGAGAGCUACGUCAUCAAUGCCCUGCUACCUUUCACUAUCAUCAGCAGCGCCCACGCGAUCGACGUUCUGGACGCCCUGACGACAAGUGCGGAGGAGUCAGAGCACUACACGCUGAGUUUGGUUUGUGUCGCGAUUGUGGGGACGCUGGCAAAGUUGGGGGCAGGCAUGGCCGUGUCGCCCCUGUUUUCCCUGCCGCACACAGAGGGUUUGUCGAUCGGGGCGUUGAUGAAUACGAUCGGACCCUUGGAGAUUAUAAUCCUCAACACGGGCAAGGAUCGAAAGAUCUUUGGUGACAGGAUCCACGGAUUUCUAUUGAUUUGGUCGUUGGUUUCCACGGCAAUGGUGAGGCCGAUCUUGACGGCGAUCGAAGAGCGUAAGCUCCGCCGCUCUCCUGCUGCCACGUACAAGAAUCGGAACCUGCAACUGUCUGGCUUCGACUCCGACCUGCGCGUCGUGGCCUGCGUCCACACAGUCCGGAACGCCCCCUCCAUCACCAGCCUCCUCCAACUUGCCAACCACUUUCCGCUCUCAGUCUGCGCCGUCCACCUUGCUGAGCUCACCAGCUCCGCUCCAGCAAUGCUCAUCGUCCACGACGCCGCCGACGGCCAACGCACUCUUCCGAUUGGGGACAUUCACACCACGACGUCGUCUGGGCUGGACAACCAAGUGGAUUCGCAACCCAUCACUUCGGCCUUCCAGAGGUUCCAGCAACGGUCCACAAACGCCACCGUCUCGUCCCUCACCGCCGUCUCCUCCUACUCCUCCAUGGCCGACGACGUCUUCCGCAUCGCCGAGGGCUACCGUGCCACCCUCGUCGUCCUACCGUUCCACCGCCAGCUGGCCAUCGACGGCCAGAUGGAGGAGAUCAACCCCAAUGUGCGCAGCGUCAACCAGGGCAUCCUCGCCGGAGCGCCUUGCUCCGUCGCGGUCCUUGUCGACCGCGGUCAACUGGUCGACCUCGACUCCAAACUCAGCAAGUACCGUGUGGCGCUCCUCUUCUUCGGCGGACCCCACGACCGGGAGGCGCUCCUCUACGCUAGCCGCUUCUCGAAUAGGCCUGGGGUCCACCUCACAGUGGUGCGGUUCAUGUCUGUCAGCCAACCACACACUCCCAAGGCGAUGCCGGCGAUAUCGAUGGCCAGGGUGGAGCAGCGAAUCGACGACGAGUACGUAAGGGAGUUCAGGCAGCAGUACGCGAGCCGCGCGUCGGUGGCGUACGAGGAGAGGGUGGUGGCGGAUUGCGAGGAGACGGUGGCCGCUAUCAGGGAGAUGGGUGGCGCGCACAACUUGUACAUGGUGGGUAGGGCACCGGGUGGAGAUUCAACGUCGGUGCUGUUGGCGAGUUUGUCGAACUUCGUGGAGUUCAAGGAGCUGGGGCCGAUUGGGGAUUUGUUGGUGUCGGCGGAGUUCUCAGCUACGGCAUCGGUGUUGGUGGUGCAGCAGUACUCGGGGGAUCAGCAGUGCAUCUGGGAUAUGGAUGAAAUAUCCAGCCGGAGCGGAGGAAUGGCGAGGCGGGACGGUUACAACGUCAUUCGCCGGUGA
Molecule: messenger RNA, 2526 nt
Organism: Zingiber officinale
Lineage: Eukaryota; Viridiplantae; Streptophyta; Magnoliopsida; Zingiberales; Zingiberaceae
Product: cation/H(+) antiporter 15-like
Exons: 3
Coding region: 1-2526 (841 amino acids)
Biological process (GO): proton transmembrane transport; regulation of pH
Cellular component (GO): membrane; endomembrane system
Molecular function (GO): antiporter activity
Source: RefSeq, a predicted model, not a curated record